This is a messenger RNA of Panthera uncia (snow leopard), 1095 nucleotides long. RefSeq names its product fatty acid binding protein 7 (gene FABP7). Gene Ontology annotation, molecular function: fatty acid binding. The coding region runs from base 14 to 412 and encodes 132 amino acids. NCBI's taxonomy places the organism in Eukaryota, Metazoa, Chordata, Mammalia, Carnivora, Felidae. The record is from RefSeq and is a predicted model, not a curated record. Gene Ontology annotation, biological process: fatty acid transport. Gene Ontology annotation, cellular component: nucleus; cytosol. The transcript has 4 exons.
GGAAAGGGCAAGGAUGGUGGAGGCUUUCUGUGCUACCUGGAAGCUGACGGACAGCCAGAACUUUGAUGAGUACAUGAAGGCUCUAGGUGUGGGCUUUGCCACUAGGCAGGUGGGAAAUGUGACUAAACCAACAGUGAUCGUCAGUCAGGAGGGGGACAAAGUGGUGAUCAGGACACAAAGCACAUUCAAAAACACAGAGAUUAGUUUCCAUCUGGGAGAAGAGUUUGAUGAAACCACUGCAGAUGACAGAAACUGUAAGUCUGUUGUUAGCCUGGAUGGAGACAAACUUGUUCAUGUACAGAAAUGGGAUGGCAAAGAAACAAAUUUUGUAAGAGAAAUUAAGGAUGGCAAAAUGGUUAUGACUCUCACUUUUGGUGAUGUGGUUGCUGUUCGCCACUAUGAGAAGGCAUAGAAAGGUUCCUGAUCUGGGGUUCGAAAAGCUCUACAAUUUUUCUAUUUACUCAAGUCUCAGUGUUAUCCUGCUAUUACAGCAUGGGUGAUCACGAAUUAAAAGGUUAUCUUUGUUGUGGAGGUGGAAAAUGGUGCUUUAAAAACUUGUUUUAAAACUUUUUACUGCAAAUAGCCCAAUUUUGAUCUGCAGAUUUAUCAUGUUUUAUAAUUCACAUUAAGAUGUUAAGUCACAUUUUUAAAAUAAAGAAGUAAAUACAUUUUAUAAUUUCCAUUGAAAAGUAAAUUAGAUUCAAAUAAAAAUUGUAUACCCAUGAGAAAUUUUGUUGUUGUUUUUAAUGUCACUAAUCUGGUGGUUUUAAUAUUAGAUAUUAGAUGUUAAAUAUUUAAUAUUAGAUAUUAAUCUGAUUAAUAUCACUAAUCAGGAGGUUUUAGACAAAAUAGCCUUUCUUACUGUAUAAAAUAAAGCUGGAAAAGUGCUAACUUUUAAAAAAUAUUACUAACAAAGUGCUAACUUUGUUUAAAAUAUUAAUUAAAAAAAAAUCAGCAGAAGCCUGGGGAAAAGUGGAAAUGCCACAGUUUUGGUUGGGACUUCCAUAGAGAACCUGUGGCAAUCAGAAACAGGCAGGCAGAUGAAGCAAAAUGAUAUACACAAAAAUGUCUUAUUAAAAAUAGUCAAAAUAUCAC